AUGUUUACGUUCAUGGAUGCAGCCAGAGUGAAACCUGCUCUUUCCACCAACCCACCGAGUGAAGUUGAUCGGCUAAGCAGUUUGCCAGAUUGCUUGAUAUUUCAGAUAUUCUUAAAUCUUCCGACCAAAGAUGUGGUUCAAACUAGUGCGUUGUCAACCAGAUGGACAACUCUCUGGAAAGACGUACAUGGUCUGGAUUUGGACACCGAGGAUUUCAAUACACACGAAACAUUCGUGAGUUUUGUCGAUAACUUUCUUGAACGCAACCGUGGUUCGUCCAUACAUCUGUUUAAGGUAACGUACGAUUCUUCUUAUAAGCCUGAUAUUGUCAAUCGCUGGGUCGACACUGCUGUUAGGCUUAAAGUUGAACAUCUCGAUGUUUCGGACGAUUUACCUGCUCAGGAUAUCAUGAUGAAUCCAACAGUUUACACUUGUAGUAGCUUGGUGUCCCUAAGGAUCGUGGGAUUGAUCAUACCUAGUCUCGAGCGUGUUUCAUUACCUUCUCUCAAAGAUAUUGUUUUAAUCGUCGUUGAGUAUACCAAUCCAUGGGCAUUAGAGAAGUUAAUCUCACAAUGCCCAGUUCUUGAAAGCGUUAGUAUUGAUAGAAUUUACGGUGAUGGAAUGCCCAUUUUACGUGUGUGUUCCCAGUCUCUAUUGAGCUUCAUGCAUUAUUGGGAUAAGAAUGAUGAUUAUGAGAAAGAUCGUAUAGUUGAAAUUGAUGCUCCCAUGCUUAAGUGUCUGAGGAUCAGUGAUGGUGGAACUGCGAGUUUCAUUAUAAAGAAUCAGCCUUCCCUUGUAGAAGCUGAUAUAGAUACUGUGUUUAGUUUGACAACUGAAAGGUUGCUACAAGUUGCAAAUGAAAUACAAAAGAGAGAUAUGGUUCGUGAUUUUCUCGUUGGGAUCUCUAAGGUGAAAGAUCUGACCAUCGCCUCCUCUACUCUCGAGGUCAUAUAUGAUUACGCAAGAUAUGUACAACUACCGGUAUUUCGUAACAUAUAUACCUUGUGUGUCAGGUUCAACAGCUACAUGUGGGAGAUGUUGCCAGUCUUUCUUGAAGUCUGUCCAAAUCUAAAAACUCUUGUCGUGGGAACUACUGAAAAUCCCAAGAUGGUGGACCUUACUGUUAUUGCCAGGCCUUGGAAUCUGUUAUCAUCUCUAGAGCAUGUUGACAUAGAAAGGCCAUUGAAAGGGGAGGCGUUGGAGAUGGCACUAGUGGGUUACUUACUCGAGAACUCACCAAACCUCAAGAAACUAUCAUUAAGUUUGCAUGAUUCCCUAAAGAAAGGAAAAUCUGUCCACAAGCUAACAUUAAGCUUGGAUGAUGCCCCAAAGAAAGAAGAAUCUGACGUCUUCAUAGAACUCCUUAACUUUCCGAGACUCUCUAGCUCAUGCCAAAUUAUUGUACGAUGAUCCUCAUAGUCAUCACCAAUGGACAUAUAAGUUUGUCUUUGAUAACUAUUUGUUGCUUCUUAGUUUAUUAUGACAUUGGAGUGUUGAAGUUUGUAUGAUAAUUAUAGUAUUUAUCAUAUUUAUGACUCAAAUAAGUAUUUGAUUUAUCGUGGCUAAAGGCAUAUAUGCUUUGGAAUUUGUUUAGAUGGUUUUGUGCUUCCUUCUUUUGUCUUGCAUGGCUAUAUAUAAUUUUUUUUGUAUUAAACAAAACAAUUGGUACCUAUAUGAUAAACAAUUGUUUUAAAAACCACAAAAAACAUUUCUGGAAGCACAUUUUUACCUCCAAAAAUCACCUUUUUAUUAGUGGGAGUAAUAUCUGAUCAAGCUUCUGAUUACAUUUCAAUUCAUUAAGAAUAAGAAAAUGAAAAAAAAACAAGAAAAAAAUAAGAAGAAUCUUUUGUUUGAAAGACUCAAA
Brassica napus (rape) is the source of this 1864-nucleotide messenger RNA. RefSeq names its product F-box/LRR-repeat protein 13-like. The transcript has 3 exons. Bases 1 to 1410 code for a protein of 469 amino acids. Lineage: Eukaryota; Viridiplantae; Streptophyta; Magnoliopsida; Brassicales; Brassicaceae. Gene Ontology annotation, molecular function: protein binding. The record is from RefSeq and is a predicted model, not a curated record.